This is a messenger RNA of Rhipicephalus microplus (southern cattle tick), 679 nucleotides long. RefSeq lists its product as uncharacterized. Lineage: Eukaryota; Metazoa; Arthropoda; Arachnida; Ixodida; Ixodidae. Gene Ontology annotation, biological process: protein secretion. The record is from RefSeq and is a predicted model, not a curated record.
UGACUAGGGCCAUUGGAGACCUGCCAGGAGGCACAAAUGACUCAGUUUUGUCACCUGCAGCAUCACAUAAUGAGCUCAACUCACAGGAAGUUAAGGAUAACCUACUGCUCCUGCACCUCGUUGAAAACUUUGCUGAUUUACUGUCUGAAACACUUUUAGAAAAUAACCCUUCUCUCCUAGAAUUUGUUGUGGAAACGUUAAAUCGAGUUACCCUCCUAUCAAAGAGUACUGAAAUGGACAGUUUGGUCUUGCAAUCAACCAUAUUUUGCCUUACACUUCUGAGCCUCCUGAUCUCUACAGAAGACACGGCUGCAGGAGGAAAUAACGAAGUGUGGCAACAGUGUUACAAGUGCCUCGCGUCCUUGGCAGGCAGCCACAGCAGCACUGAAAUAAGGAAAUUAGCACACCAAUUGCAGGUGUCGGUAGCAAGUCAAGGGAUGGCAGCACCACCACAGAAGUUGAGUGCCACAAGUAAUGCCGGCUGUUUUGCACGACGGGUGGCAGACGACAAGCAAGCCAGAGCUGAACGUCAAAAGAAGUUGACUACUAUUGCUGCUGGUUUUAACAUUCUGUCUAUUGAUGAUAGCCUUGGCUGUGAAGCAGAGACUGCUAUACCCUCUCGACAGCGACUUGGAGAGUAAACUGCUGGGGUGGCGGCACAAUCAUCGGGUGUCCCAUC